CACACUUCACCGAGAGAGACAGAGACAGAGAGAGAGAGACUGCACUCGACCAGACAGACACAGGUGUACUACAGGUAGACUGCACUCGACCAGACAGACACAGGUUUACUACAGAUAGACUGCACUCGACCAGACAGACAGGUGUACUACAGGUAGACUGCACUCGACCAGACAGACACAGGUUUACUACAGAUAGACUGCACUCGACCAGACAGACACAGGUGUACUACAGGUAGACAGGUAGACUGCACUCGACCAUACAGACAGGUGUACUACAGGUAGACUGCACUCGACCAUACAGACAGGUGUACUACAGGUAGACUGCACUCGACCAGACAGACACAGGUGUACUACAGGUAGACUGCACUCGACCAGACAGACACAGGUGACUGACUACAGAGACAUGAUGCUGUUACGAGUCACUGCUCUGGUCCUAUUGGCUUGUGGGCUUUGGGACUGUGCAACAGCGUCCGCAGGGUCAGAGGGAGCCGUUGACUGUUGCCUGGCGACAAGUUCCGCCCGCAUCCCUCCUCGCCUCGUGAAGUCCUACAAGGUCCAGACCGCCGGCGAAGGAUGCAGAGUGGACGCAACGCUGUUCAUCACUAAAAGGAACAAGAAGCUGUGUGCUCCGCCUGCCGACAAAACAAAGUGGGUGCAGCACGUCAUCAAGAAGCUCAACAGGAAAUCAGCAGCAGGAUGCAGGAGAGGCAAGAACCAGAAGCCUCGAGGGAAGAACUGCGGAAACAGCAGACACUAAGUCCUGCACUGAUGUCUCCUGAAAUGCGCGCGUGUGUGUGAGUGGAUCCAUUUGUGUGUGACAGUGAGAGAAUGUGGCUUUUGAGUGUGUGUGUGUGUGUGUGUGUGUGUGUGUGUGUGUGAUUGUGACAGUUGAAUAGGUCACAUCUGUUGUCUGAAGGCUGCCCAAGACAGUGGAACCAGAUGAAAAGCUGCUGUAAUAAUGUGUCAGCGACUAGACAGAUGUGGAACUCUCGUGUGUCUAUACAGAUGUGGAACCCUGAUGUCUACAUGCACUUUUGCCUCAGAACAAUAACUGCCAUGAGAUGUUCCUUAUUUUAAAGGCUCAAAGCUCUCUCUGUUCUGUGUUCCGUGUGUAUAGCACAUUGGACAUCGUAGCGCUCUUCUCAGUCAGAGGCGGUAUUUCUGUGAUUAAUAACUCUGUGAUAUUCUGUUGUCUAUAUUUUUAUACUGUGUGCACAUCUAUUAAAGGUUUAUAUUUGAUUCA
Sardina pilchardus (European sardine) is the source of this 1243-nucleotide messenger RNA. RefSeq names its product C-C motif chemokine 19-like. Bases 404 to 757 code for a protein of 117 amino acids. NCBI's taxonomy places the organism in Eukaryota, Metazoa, Chordata, Actinopteri, Clupeiformes, Clupeidae. The transcript has 4 exons. Gene Ontology annotation, molecular function: chemokine activity. Gene Ontology annotation, biological process: immune response. The record is from RefSeq and is a predicted model, not a curated record. Gene Ontology annotation, cellular component: extracellular region.